CAAGCUUACAAUGGCUGUCCACUUGUGUCUGUCUGUUACUGAAAUUUAUAAUUGUUUUUGAUCAGCAACUUGUGUUCUUUCGGCUGUGAGCUAGUUUAAAGAACACACGGCUUUUUUUUAAGGUCAAAUUAGGUCGACAUUUACCAUAUAAAGACUCAUUACACACUGGUGGGUUUCUCAUAGAUUAGAGAAAAAAAGCUUCAAGCUUUCAUGGAACAUGUCAGAGUUAUCUUCUUCUUUGCUUGUUUCCUAACGCUUGCUCCAUUUCAUGCCUUUGCUCAGGUAGAUUCCUAUGAGUUUGAUCCAGAUUUCAACUGUGUUGAUCGUGGCAACUUCACGGCGAACAGCACUUUUGCCGGGAAUCUCAACCGCCUUGUCUCCUCCCUCUCCUCACUCAAAUCCCAAGCUUAUGGCUUCUACAACCUCUCUUCUGGAGACUCAUCUGGAGAAAGAGCUUAUGCAAUUGGUCUGUGUAGAAGAGAAGUCAAAAGAGAUGAUUGUGUCAGCUGUAUUCAGACAGCUGCAAGAAACCUCACCAAGCAGUGUCCGCUGACAAAACAAGCUGUUGUAUGGUACACGCACUGUAUGUUUCGUUACUCAAACAGGACAAUCUACGGAAGAAAAGAAACGAACCCGACUAAGGCUUUUAUUGCUGGUGAAGAGAUAUCAGCAAACAGAGAUGACUUUGAGCGUCUGCAGAGAGGACUAUUGGACAGACUCAAAGGAAUUGCGGCUGCUGGUGGGCCUAAUAGGAAAUACGCUCAAGGAAACGGUUCAGCUUCGGCUGGGUACCGGAGAUUCUAUGGAACUGUGCAAUGUACGCCAGAUUUGUCUGAACAGGAUUGUAAUGAUUGUUUAGUUUUUGGGUUUGAGAAUAUUCCGAGUUGUUGUGAUGCUGAGAUUGGUCUUCGGUGGUUUUCUCCUAGUUGUAACUUCCGGUUUGAGACGUGGAGAUUCUACGAGUUUGAUGCCGACCUAGAGCCAGAUCCACCUGCAAUUCAGCCUGCUGAUUCACCACAAUCAGCUGCAAGAACUGAGAGGACAGGAAAGGGCAAAGGUGGAUCUAAAGUCAUUAUCGCGAUAGUCAUCCCGAUACUUCUUGUUGCGUUACUCGCAAUUUGCCUAUGCUUGGUCUUGAAGUGGAGGAAGAACAAGUCUGGAUAUAAAAACAAAGUUCUUGGGAAAUCACCUUUGUCGGGUUCAAUUGCCGAGGAUGAGUUCUCGAACACAGAAUCACUCUUAGUUCAUUUUGAGACUCUAAAGACAGCAACAGAUAACUUUUCUUCAGAAAACGAACUUGGACGUGGUGGGUUUGGUUCAGUUUAUAAGGGUGUGUUCCCUCAGGGGCAAGAAAUCGCGGUGAAGAGAUUAUCGGGUAAUUCUGGACAAGGAGACAACGAGUUCAAGAACGAAAUAUUACUACUUGCAAAGCUUCAACAUAGGAACUUGGUCAGGCUUAUAGGUUUCUGCAUACAAGGAGAAGAAAGACUCCUUGUCUAUGAGUUCAUCAAGAACGCUAGUCUUGACCAAUUUAUCUUCGAUACUGAGAAGCGUCAACUUUUGGAUUGGGUAGUGCGGUACAAAAUGAUCGGAGGAAUUGCUAGAGGACUCCUUUAUCUUCAUGAAGACUCUCGUUUCCGGAUAAUUCAUCGUGAUCUUAAAGCUAGCAACAUUCUUUUGGACCAAGAAAUGAAUCCGAAAAUCGCAGAUUUUGGAUUAGCUAAACUCUUUGACUCAGGCCAAACCAUGACACAUCGAUUCACAAGCAGGAUUGCAGGAACUUAGUAAGUAAAUUCAUUUAACUAACUUAUAAAUCCAGGAAACACCAGUAUAAACCAGUUAUCAUUUCAAUUUUAAGCGGAUAUAUGGCUCCGGAAUACGCAAUGCAUGGACAAUUCUCUGUGAAAACAGAUGUUUUCAGCUUCGGUGUAUUAGUCAUUGAGAUCAUUACAGGUAAAAGAAACAACAAUGGUGGAUCGAAUGGUGACGAAGAUGCAGAAGAUCUUCUUAGUUGGGUGUGGAGAAGCUGGAGAGAAGACACUAUACUAAGCGUGAUCGAUCCGAGUUUAACCGCAGGAUCAAGAAAUGAGAUCUUGAGAUGCAUACACAUUGGUCUUUUAUGUGUGCAAGAAAGUGCAGCGACUAGACCAACAAUGGCUACGGUUUCUCUCAUGCUCAAUAGCUAUUCUUUUACCCUCCCGACGCCUUUGAGGCCUGCGUUUGUGUUGGAGAGUGUCGUCAUACCUUCAAAUGUUUCUUCUUCAACGGAAGGGUUACAAAUGUCGUCAAAUGAUGUUACUGUUUCUGAGUUUUCUCCUCGUUAAUCUGUAAAUGUUUUGAUUCUUCUCUGAAAACCUUUGAAAUGGGUUUUGUUUGUGUGAUUUUUCAGGCAGCCUGGCUUGAUCUUGUUGUGAAUAAAACAUGAAUGUGAAGCUGUGAGAUACUUUUUCCUUUGUCUCAUUUUUUUUCUUCCAGUUUAUCGUUACUUGAUUUCGUUUUAAGGUACAAUUUGAUAGAAGUAUAUAUAUAUGUCAGUAAGUUUAGAAAAUUGGAUAAGAGAUUUAUAUUGAGUCCACAUAUAUAAAUAUGAGAGUUGAAAGAUGAUCCACUAAUCAUCUACAGAAGUAAAAGAAAUUGUAAAAUAAAUGGCUUAGACGAAAUUAGAUGGUUCCUAGUUAGUCUUAUAUUUUCUAGUAGGUUUGAAAAGUAUUCAAACUCUUUAGUUUUCUUUCCUGGUACUUGUGGGGAAAGAAGUGAGCAAUGAACACUUCUAAUUUAAAUAACGUUUUCACACCAAGUCGUUAGUUUCAUAUUGUGAGUCUUUGAAUCUACUACCAUCAUGGACCCCCACAACCUCAUAAAGACUCCACUUGUGUUUGCUACUGGGUUUUAUAAUUGUUAUUGAUCAACAAGUUUUGUUCUUUCUGCUGUUGGAUAUUGAUUUAGUUCAAAGACCAUACUGCUUUUGAAUAAUUCCAAGGUCAAGUUAGAUUGACUUCUUCCAUUUUUAGACUCGUUAUUACAUUCUGGGGUUUUCUCAUAUAGAUUACAGAAGAAGAAAAAAGCUUCAAGCGUC
Molecule: messenger RNA, 3076 nt
Organism: Arabidopsis thaliana (thale cress)
Lineage: Eukaryota; Viridiplantae; Streptophyta; Magnoliopsida; Brassicales; Brassicaceae
Gene: CRK29
Product: cysteine-rich RLK (RECEPTOR-like protein kinase) 29
Exons: 6
Coding region: 211-1785 (524 amino acids)
Biological process (GO): response to abscisic acid
Cellular component (GO): membrane
Molecular function (GO): ATP binding; protein serine kinase activity; protein kinase activity
Source: RefSeq, marked reviewed